This is a messenger RNA of Venturia canescens, 795 nucleotides long. RefSeq names its product peptidoglycan-recognition protein 2-like. The record is from RefSeq and is a predicted model, not a curated record. The transcript is spliced from 4 exons. Gene Ontology annotation, biological process: peptidoglycan catabolic process; innate immune response. The coding region runs from base 146 to 742 and encodes 198 amino acids. Lineage: Eukaryota; Metazoa; Arthropoda; Insecta; Hymenoptera; Ichneumonidae. Gene Ontology annotation, molecular function: N-acetylmuramoyl-L-alanine amidase activity; zinc ion binding; peptidoglycan binding.
AAUAAAUCAAAGAUCAAGCAUAUUAUCAACGACUGCAAUGUACUCGAGAUGCAGAAUUUCUCUGAAUCUUGCAGUUCAUUAUUAUACAAACUGCUGUGACAAGUUGAUCAGUUUGUUAAAUUAAUUCUUCGGAGCUGUGUUGCAUAUGUUAAAACCAAUUAACACAAUGCUUUGCCGGAUUUUUUUUCUACUCAUCAGUACUGUAAUUUUUCCUAUAUUUGCUGAGAAUAAUGGAAAUUGUCCAAACGUGUUAAACCGAUCGGCGUGGGGUGGGCAGCAGUCGAAAGGAGUGUCGUAUUUAAUCGUACCUCUACAAUAUGUGACAAUUCAUCAUACCGUCACACCGAAUUGUCUCACGUUUAAUUCUUGCUCAGAAAGAGUGAGAAAUAUUCAAUCAUAUCAAAUGGAUGAACUUCACUGGGAUGACAUAGGAUUUUCAUUUCUGAUCGGUGGCGACGGCAACAUUUACGAGGGUGUUGGUUGGGCCAAAGAAGGUGCUCAUACGUAUGGUUGGAACAAAAAGUCCGCGGGCAUAGCUUUCAUCGGAAAUUUUCAGGAAACGGAACCACCGCGUCAAAUGAUGGAGGCAGCACGAAAAUUAAUAGAUUGUGGUAAAAGCGGAGAGUUUUUGAAAAACGAUGUGAAAAUUUUGGGAGCUCGUCAACUCGUCAGUACUCUCAGCCCAGGCGACAAACUUUACGAAAAAAUUCAACAUUGGUCGGACUGGGUAACGAGUCCUUAGACCGAUGUUUCAAAAAACACUUGUGCACAUUGAAUAAAUUAUAUCUACAAAUA